AUGAGGUAUACUCCCAUUGCACUCCACUAUGUGCUAGGUGACAAGAUACACGCAUCGUCGGGAGUGUACAUAACUCCAAUAUCUCCUCUUAAAUCAUCAUCAUCAUCGUCUGCAUCGUUCAUUUUAACAAUCAACCAUAUUCCGAAUAUUGGAGAGUACUCCAUCUAUGCCAAUUUAGGCAACACCGACACUCCAUCUCAAGUGCAUUGGCACCGUGUUUCCAUACUCGAAGAAGUUUCAAUCAACCCUUCAGAAUUUGAGUUUUUCGAUACCCACAACCAAUUCAAACUAUACCCUCGUGAUCAGUACGGCAGAACAAUAUCAAUUUUGAAGCUAUCAUCACUGGUGCUAAACUCCGACACGGAAACACUACCGUCUCCAAUAUCAACUUCAUUAGCGGGUGCAGCCGGAGGAGUUGGUGGACCAGUGGCUACAAAAUCGUCAAUUUCCGUUGGAGAUCAAGUAACAAUUGUUUCAAGUCCGUUCAAUUUCACCAACUCGUUAAUCUUCCACCAAUUUACCACAACCGCGAGAAUAGUAUACAAGGUGCACACGAAUGAUCACGACGCAGAUAAUGGAGACGGCGUUGCGGAUUAUUGGUUGAGUGACGCUGCGUACAUGGAGAAUAUGGCAGGCGGGGCCGUAAUUGACAACAAAGUGAACAGUCUCGUUGCUGCUAAUGGUGAUGCCAAGGUUGGUAACAAUACCAACAACAACACCUCCGAAAACAAACUUGUGGGGUUGGUGUUGGGCAAUCUACGCAAAACCAACGGCGACGGGAACCUCAUGGUGAUUAUACCCUUGAGAAAAAUUGUCUAA
Molecule: messenger RNA, 819 nt
Organism: Lodderomyces theae
Lineage: Eukaryota; Fungi; Ascomycota; Pichiomycetes; Serinales; Debaryomycetaceae
Exons: 1
Coding region: 1-819 (272 amino acids)
Source: RefSeq, a predicted model, not a curated record